Brassica napus (rape) is the source of this 492-nucleotide messenger RNA. RefSeq lists its product as uncharacterized. The transcript has 2 exons. The coding region runs from base 1 to 492 and encodes 163 amino acids. The record is from RefSeq and is a predicted model, not a curated record. Lineage: Eukaryota; Viridiplantae; Streptophyta; Magnoliopsida; Brassicales; Brassicaceae.
AUGGCUUUGAAUGUGCACAACAAGCUCGUAUUUAUUGACGGUACGAUUCCUAAACUGCCUGAGACUCAUCGUGAUGCUGGAUCUUGGUCAAGAUGCAGUGAUAUGAGUUUGUUGUUUAUGUUCACUGCUGAAUCGAUCUGGAAGAAUUUGCUAGCUCGUUUCAAGCAAGAUGAUGCUCCUAGAGUGUAUGAGAUUGAGCAACGCCUAGGUAGUAUCCAACAAGGAUCGAUGGAUGAAACAACAUACUACACUGAGUUGAUUACGCUAUGUAAGGAGUACAAGAACUAUGUGGAGAUCCCAGUCUUCACUUGUGGUAAAUUCGAGUGUAAUGCUGCUCAAUCUUGGGAGUCUCUGCAGAAACGUAGUCUAGUUACAAAGUUCCUAAUGGGACUCAAUGAGUCUUUUGAGUCCAGCCGGCGACAGAUCUUGAUGCUGAAACCUCUCCCGAAUAUUGAAGAUGUGUUUAAUCUCAUUACUCAAGAUGAGAGAUAG